AUGGUGCAAGAAGAAAAAUAUACAGUGCAGUGUUGGCUGGAUUCGGGAAUAUAUGCCGGACUCUCCCAGAUUUUUGAACCGAAAAUGUUCGGAUGGUACCCAAUGGUUUGGACCGCUCGCCGACAAGCAUUGACCCAUCCCUUGCAUACGCAAAGUAUUACAACACGAAAGAAAAAUAAGGUUAGACAGAAGUCUGACCCUCAUUACGGCUAUGAACCUUAUUGGGAAGGAUAUGGAGAAGUCUGCGGUAGGGGAAAAAAUUACACCCACAAAACGUUUGAGAACUACUGCCAGUUGUUGAACCAUGACUGUAGCGGACGUGAAAAGUGGAUGAUUGCAUAUCGCGGGCCGUGCCAGAAUGGCACUUUAAAAACCUACCCAACGAAGCGUGCAGACUUCAUUGAUAGAGCAAAGAAGUAUCAAUCCGAAUUUUAUAAGAAGAAUCCCACUACGGUCAAAUUUGCAAUAAAAAAAACAUUACCACAUCGAUCGUUUACAACACGAUCGUAG
Messenger RNA from Pieris macdunnoughi, 510 nucleotides. NCBI's taxonomy places the organism in Eukaryota, Metazoa, Arthropoda, Insecta, Lepidoptera, Pieridae. The record is from the annotation of a GenBank genome assembly.